Lethenteron reissneri (Far Eastern brook lamprey) is the source of this 3944-nucleotide messenger RNA. RefSeq names its product angiogenic factor with G-patch and FHA domains 1 (gene AGGF1). The record is from RefSeq and is a predicted model, not a curated record. Gene Ontology annotation, molecular function: nucleic acid binding; protein binding. NCBI's taxonomy places the organism in Eukaryota, Metazoa, Chordata, Hyperoartia, Petromyzontiformes, Petromyzontidae.
GACGAGCGGGCCUAAGAUGUCGGGUCCCCCCGCGCCGCUGUAACCGCUUCAGGUUCCCCGCUGCCUCCCUCCUCCACCACCACCACCACCAACAACAACACACCCCCCCCUCGUCUCGCCACAACAACAACAACAACCACCCCCGUCCCAACGCAGCCGCCGUCUCCUCGGCAGCGUGAGACCUCCCGGCCGUGUCGCUGUCCCUCACGCUGCUGCUGCUGUCCUCCUCCCCCAUGCCCCUCAUGGUGUCCGUGUCCCGCAGGUGCGGCUCGGGUCGGGCCGCGGGGCCGUCGGGACGAAGCGACUCGUGCACAACGCGGCGGCGGCGGCGGUGGUGGUGGUGGGGAGACGGCAGCAGAGAAUUGUACCUGUACUUACGAAGACUUGAAGGAAAUGGAGCAACAGGAGAUGGACGACGUGUGCGGAGAAAAUGAGAUCAACUUGCACGGAGAGCACGUGCAUGUAGAAAAUGGAAGUGGAGGGAGGGGUGUCCAGUGUGAGAAGUUGACUUUACAAGAAGACCCACCGCCGUGCGGAACGUGGCAGCAGGAGGAGGAGGAAGAAGACCACACGGCGAUGCGGCGAGGGGAGAGUGCGGAGACACAGGAGGGGGGUGGAGGAGAGGAGACCCUCACGUUGGCGGAGAGUGGAAGACGGUGGGACACCGGUGACGACCACACGGAGAUGCAGCGAGGGGAGAAGGUGGAUACGCAGACGAGGGACGCAGGAGAGGAGACCUUCGCCGUGGCGGAGAGUGGGAGACGGGGGGACACCGAUGAUGACCACACGGCGAUGCAGCGAGGGGAGAAGGUGGAUACGCAGGAGAGGGACGCAGGAGAGGAGACCUUUGCCGUGGCGGAGAGUGGGACACGGGACACCGAUGACGAGUUUGAGGAAGAUGGCGUUAGAGCAGAGGAGCUCUCAGACCUUCCGGAGGACGCAGAGAUCCUGCGGAGAGAGCUGAUUCUGUGUCGUAAGCGGCUGCAGAAAGCCGAGCAGCUUCACGGCACAGUUCAGCGCUACAAUGAUGAUCUGCGUGCUCAGGUGGAGGUGCUUAGCAAGCAGGUGCACGAAUUGAAGAAGUGUCGGAGGCAGAAGACGAAUGCGGAAACCCAAACUGAUGACAGUGCCUACACUGCCCAGCUUGGCUACGAGUAUGGGCUUUCGGAGUAUCAAUCAGUAGAGGCGGCGGAGUCUGAGCAGCAGCAGCCGCAGCAGCCUCUGGAAAAUUCAACAUCACGGAUUCAAGAUCCGACCGUGGAAGCCGCAGCCGCAGAGGCGGAGGCGGAGGGGGUGUCGCUGGCGGACAGCCUACGAGCAGCGGCCGAGGACGCCAUGCAGCAGUCGGGCAUGGUGUACGACGAGGGAACGGGACUGUACUACGACUACACCACGGGGUUCUACUACGACGCUACCACACAAAUGUAUUAUGACCCCAACAACGGGCAUUACUAUUACUUCGACAGCGAGAAGGGUACAUAUGAAUACUACACGUCAGUUGACCUCCAGCCAGCAGAGGGCACCACCAAAACCAAGAAGAAAAAAACUAAGAAAAAGGAUUUGGAGAAAGAAGAAAAAGCUCGCCGUAGUCCAAAGCGGCGCAGCAGGGAGCGGAAACGUGGCCGGGAGGCAGAGCGGGAGAGGUCUAAAAAGCGGCUCAAAACAUCGGGGCGGCACCACAGAAAGGCCGCCGUCGACUGUAUCACGGACGAUGAAGAUGAGGAAAGGGAAAGGAGGGAAAAGAGGAGGAGGCGCAGGCGGAGGAGUAGUUCCACAGAGCGCGGUAGCGAGACGGAGGAGGGGGAGAUAUCGGAUUCGGAAGACUCCGCCUCGACCAGUAGCCACAGCUCCUCCGAUAGCAGCACCCAAAGUAACGUCUGCGAUGACUCGGAAGAGCAGCAGUGGCCACCCUGCAUCAGGGUGAUGGUGGUUCGCUCUCCAGUUCUCAAUCUGGGCACUCUCUUCAUCAUCACAUCGGACACCAUCGCCACUAUCGGCAGGGCAAAGGACAUGGACCACACCAUCAGCAUUCCAGAAAUGGGUGUCAGCAAGUUUCAUGCAGAAGUGCACUUUGACCCUGAGAGGCAGAAGUAUGUCCUCAUGGACCAGGGCAGCCAGAACGGGACUAUCAUCAAUGGAAACAGAAUCCUGCAGCCAAAAGAGCACAGCGACCCCCACCCUCUGGACCAUGGUGAUGAGGUGAAGUUUGGGGAGACCGUGCUCUCCUUCCACAUCCACCCCGCCUCCGAGACGUGCGAUGGCUGCGAGCCGGGGCAAGUUAUCGCGCACCUGCGUCUGAACCAGAAGCAAGCUCCACAGACUGGUUUUUCGUUGCUGAGCAAGAAAGAGAAGGAGAAAAUUCGCCUCAAGGAGUUGAAACAGAUGAAAGCGAAAUAUGGCCUUCAGGGGAGUGCGCACGAGGACCAGGAGGUGCUCAACAACUCCAAGUACGCGAACCGUGCAGAGCAACGCAGACGCACCGUGGGGAGCGAGCACCCCCACCACAAGGACGACGCGCCGGCCUCCUUGCACGAGGAGAUCGACAGAGGGAACAAGGGGCGGAAGCUGCUUGAGAAGAUGGGUUGGAAGCACGGAGAGGGCCUGGGAAGGGACAGUGCUGGCAUUAAGGAACCGAUCAAGCCGCAUGCGAUGAACAAACAGGCAGGGCUGGGCUCGGCUCCUCAACUCCCUGCCGACUCUCCCCUCCUGGCGGCCGGAAACAGCCGCCGAGCCCAGAACUGGGAAAAGGCACGGGAGCGAUUCGAAUCGUUCGCGACGCAAAAGAGCAAAGCUGCUCCUCAUCCUCCUAAGAAGGGCCAGUGGGUCUUAGGGAGUGGAAAGAAAACUUGAUGAUGUCGUCUAUUGUGUAUACAUUAAGGAGCGGUGUAUAUUUGUAAACAUGCAGGUGAAUGCAGGAAGUACAUUUUGUAUUCUAUACUGGGAAGUAUUUUUAAAAAACGCUUGGAUGUACUUUUUUUCUGAACCAUUUGUGAGCAUAUUCUUGGUUCUUUCGGUAAAGUCACGUAGAAGGGAAAUAAUAAAAUAAUAUUAAACAAUUAAAAUUAUCACGACGUUUCACACCUGAUAAUGCUUGCUUGUGUUGCAGUCGAAACGUGAGAAUUUUUAUUGUUUUAUAUUAAUAUAAUUUUAUUAUUUCCCUUCUACGUGACUUUACCGAAAGAACCAAGAAUAUGAAUCCCUGUAGUCACGAAAGCUUUAAAUCAAGAUUCACUUGUGUAACUGGUUGCUCACAGUAGAGGCAACCUCUAUGUGCAAGCUAUUUUGAGUGAGUUGGUUGUGCAACUGUUGGCUCAUGUGUGAGCCCAACUAAAGGUAAAGGGGUGACAGGGAAACAUCGAGGGGAGCUCAAGCUAGUAAAUUCGGAUUUGGAGCCAGGAAUGUGUGUAUCAAGCAAGCAAAGUGACCAAGGGUGAUUCUAGAUCUGAGGUUUUCGUAACUGCAAGGAUCCAUACUCUUUGGAUCUUUCGGUAAAGUCACGUAGAUGAAAAAUAAUGAAAUGAAAAUAACUAAAUUAAAUCACGACGUUUCGGAGGCAACACAAGCUUCCGUCAUCAGGGGGAACAGCCACAGCAAAAUUACUGAAUUUACAGCAAAAUUACUGAAUUUACAGCAAAAUUACUGAAUUUACAGUAAUUUAGCUGUAAAUUCGUCAGAUGCCAGAUGAAAACUAAUGGGAGAGAAUAAAACGUACUUUUAUGCAAAUUCUCUCGAGUUCUGUUUAAAAUGCAUCUUUGUACGUGUAUAGGUUGUGUUAUAUUGUUUUGAUACAUUUGAAUGCAAAAUAUUUUUGAAUGAUUAAUUUAGAAGUAGUCAUCGAAUGUACCCGUAUUGUAAUCUGUAUAUGGCCAUGAAUUUUACACGCAAAAAUUUUCACAUUUGGCAUGGUACCAGCACAUGUGUAUAAAUAAAAAAAAUGCUUCAAA